This is a messenger RNA of Protomyces lactucae-debilis, 309 nucleotides long. Its product is annotated as thioredoxin-like protein. The record is from RefSeq and is a predicted model, not a curated record. The transcript has a single exon. Gene Ontology annotation, molecular function: protein-disulfide reductase activity. The annotation marks the transcript as partial. NCBI's taxonomy places the organism in Eukaryota, Fungi, Ascomycota, Taphrinomycetes, Taphrinales, Protomycetaceae.
AUGGUUGCAGAGCUCACAUCGCUCUCUCAGUUCAACGAUCUCAAGAAGAAGCCUCUUCUAGUCGUUGACUUUCACGCGGAAUGGUGCGGGCCUUGUAAGCAGAUUUCCCCGAUCUUCAAUGCACUAGCAACGAAGCAUGCAUCCUCGCGCGUCGUCUUUGCAAAGUGUGAUGUCGACCGCGUCCGCGAUGUUGCUCAAAUCUGUGGUAUCACGGCUAUGCCUACCUUCCAAUUCUACUGUAAUGGCAAGAAGGUGGAUGAAAUCAAGGGCGCUUCAGGACCUGCUUUGACGGCCAAAAUUGCGCAGUAU